Molecule: messenger RNA, 2906 nt
Organism: Chanos chanos (milkfish)
Lineage: Eukaryota; Metazoa; Chordata; Actinopteri; Gonorynchiformes; Chanidae
Gene: slc25a1b
Product: slc25a1 solute carrier family 25 member 1b
Exons: 9
Coding region: 165-1118 (317 amino acids)
Biological process (GO): mitochondrial citrate transmembrane transport
Cellular component (GO): mitochondrion
Molecular function (GO): citrate secondary active transmembrane transporter activity
Source: RefSeq, a predicted model, not a curated record
UGCAAGAAACUUGACGCUGUCAAGAGAUCAAAAGGGAACUCUUUCUCAGAGAGCUUAAACCAAGGCCAAUGAUUGAUAUCUAUGCUAUCUAAACUUCUUACGAAAUUCGCGUGGGGAGACUUGCACACGGCUUUCUGCUGCUGUCCGAUUUUACAUCGUGAAAAAUGUCAGGAAACCCAACAUUUGUAAACCCUUUUCACAGACCGCACUGUUUAUCGGCUGCAGCUCCAGCUGGGAAGGCAAAACUAACUCAUCCUGGAAAAGCUAUUUUAGCAGGCGGAAUAGCAGGAGGGAUUGAAAUCUGCAUAACCUUCCCCACAGAGUAUGUGAAGACUCAACUGCAGUUAGACGAAAAGGCCAAUCCUCCACGCUAUAAAGGAAUCGCGGACUGUGUGAAGCAGACAGUUCAGGGCCAUGGGGUGAAAGGACUGUACAGGGGCCUCAGCUCAUUGUUAUAUGGUUCCAUACCCAAAGCUGCUGUUCGGUUCGGAGUGUUUGAAUUCCUCAGUAACCAGAUGCGAGAUGAGUCAGGGAAACUGGACAGCACGCGUGGAUUGAUCUGCGGCCUGGGUGCGGGCGUGGCUGAGGCGGUGGUGGUCGUCUGUCCCAUGGAGACGAUAAAGGUGAAAUUCAUUCAUGAUCAGACUUCAGCCAAUCCAAAGUACCGAGGCUUCUUCCAUGGCGUGAGAGAGAUUGUGAGGAGCCAAGGUCUCAGAGGAACAUAUCAGGGAUUGACAGCAACUGUUCUGAAACAGGGCUCGAACCAGGCCAUUCGAUUCUAUGUCAUGACUUCUUUAAGAAACUGGUACAGAGGUGACAACCCCAACAAGACCAUCAAUCCUCUUAUAACUGGAGUGUUUGGGGCCAUUGCUGGGGCUGCCAGUGUGUUUGGAAAUACUCCACUGGAUGUAAUCAAAACUAGAAUGCAGGGGCUUGAGGCUCACAAAUAUAAAAGCACUAUGGAUUGUGCCGUUAAAAUCAUGAAGCAUGAGGGACCUGCAGCAUUCUACAAAGGGACUGUUCCACGUUUGGGUCGGGUCUGCAUGGACGUGGCCAUAGUGUUCAUAAUCUACGACGAGGUGGUGAAAGUGCUCAACAUGGUGUGGAAGACUGACUAACAGAGAGGACACGUUGCGACAGGGUUGACCAAAGGACACGGACCAGACUCUAGUCAACACGCUUUUCUCUGUUUAAAAAAAGAAAACGGAAACACACGCUGCAGGAGCACACACACAGACACACACAAAAUAACGAGAGUUAACUUCUCGCAAACUCUUAAUGCACAAGUUACGUAGCGAAGAGAGAGACAAACUCUCCCGCGAUAAUGUGAGGCAAAGCACUAAGACAAAUACUUGAAAAAUACAGCAUCGUUCUCUUCUCCCAAAGGCUGUUUUUAAAAGAUAACAUAGAUAUUGUGAAAGAGAAACGUGUUUUUAUAGUAAAGCUAACCGCUGGAAAAGAAUGAAACUUAACUCAAAGACAGACGUUUUGGCUGUAUAUUUUAGCGUCACAUUAGUAUUAAUACUAUCUAAUUAUUUUUUGACAAGUAUUUGAUUUUCUAACGUGCAAUUGCAAAUAUGAUGGUUUAAUUUUUUUUUUUUUUUUUUAGAUAUACCUCUGCAAGGUGAUGGGCACUAAUUAAUUAAUGUCAUAUUCAUUCAUAAGCUGCACUUGGCAGGUCUGAUUAUAUGUAGUCCUGAAAUCUUAGGAAGUACACAUGACCAAUGUAUUUCCACAUAUUAAUUGAUCUGAUACUCUUGGGGGCCUGGUUGUCAAAUUAUAGUAAGUGCCAUGAUGUAGUGUCAUUGGCGCUUUUACAAUGUCACGUCAAAUCUUGUAUUGCAGCACAUUUUAACAUUCUGUUUUUAUUUGCAAUGAAUAGAGGAUGUCACUUUUGUGCAGCCUUGGUUUGUUUUCGUUCGUAAGAGCAUGCCAGACAGAUUUGAAUAUCUGGUCCCUUUGUACAUUUUUAUUUCAUAUAACUUGUUUAAUUGCAAAGGCCUUAAAUUGCUCUUUUUUUCUGUGCCAAUGUCUUAUUCUUUGCCUACCUCAAGGACACCAAAAAAAAAAAGAAAAAAAAGAAAUGAAUUAAACUUAUUGGUAGAGCAGGCACAUCAGAACAGAGUGUUGUCAAAUGCUAGGUACAUUCUCACCAUGUUAAAUUCUACUUGACCACAUACACCAGAAAUCUAUUUUAGUCUUAAGUUUAAAUGUUAAUCUCGGAUUAUGUACUGAGAAUUGAGUGUAGUGACUGAAAGGAUCCUUUUUUUUUAAUGUGGUGCCUUUCAUUGAAAUGUUUGGUUGGAUGAUGUGCAUUUGCUUCACUACAAUAUCAUUAAGGGGAACAUUAAACAUACCACAGCUCAGCAUUGUUCCACUGAUAUCUGUCAGUGCUAUUAACGUUUACGUAUGAUUUCAGUAGUCGUGUAUGCAUUGUUUUUUGUUGUUGUUGUUUUGUUUUGUUUUUUCUGUUAUUGGUGAGUCUGGUGAGCAGUUGGAACACGGUAUUGGUUUUAUCUUAUUCUCAUGCAAAGAAAGAUAUCUUUACAAUGUUCUAGAGUAACAUAAGAUGUAUUUUGUUUGUUCACACAGCCCUCAUGAAUAACUGAUUUUAUGCUAAAUCCUCUGUUUUUCAAACAUUUAAAAGCAGUUCUCAGCAAAUGAAAUGACAGCUGUCUGGAUACCAAGCUGUUUCAUUGAGACUGUCAGUGAUGAACUGUCUAAGUAAGCCUUAUUUUAGCCUUAUUUUACACACAUUCAGAAAGACUGUACACGAUUCUGUUGUAUUUUUAGUGAAGCUAAAUUGUCUCUCAGCUACUAAACUGAUACGCAAUGUGCCUUUGAAUCUUGCUCUAAAUUUGUCAGUAAAACAAGAUGACGGAAUAAAAUAGAAAUAUUGACUUUUU